Messenger RNA from Laccaria bicolor S238N-H82, 657 nucleotides. RefSeq lists its product as uncharacterized. The transcript has 2 exons. Lineage: Eukaryota; Fungi; Basidiomycota; Agaricomycetes; Agaricales; Hydnangiaceae. The record is from RefSeq and is a predicted model, not a curated record. Bases 1 to 657 code for a protein of 218 amino acids.
AUGGUUUGCAGCGCUAGCGUAGGUAUGGGAAGAUGUCGAUCCAAGCGGGGUAUGAGCACUGCGUCCCCUAUGUGGGGUAAGAGGAGUUUGCGGNCCGAAAAAUCUGCGGAUUCAUCAGCCCGACUUCUCAGCUUCAUCGCAACACAAAUGGCAAACUCUACCAAUCCCGUACCACCAUCCCUUGCCAUCCCAGAAUUCACCGUCACUCAAGCUCAAAUCCGGAUCAAUGUAGCAUGGUUCCUCAGUCUCUCAGUCAGCAUGAUAGCUGUGGUACUCGGUAUCCUGUGCCUUCAGUGGCUUCGAGAAUUCCAACGCGACAAUGCAGCCCUCCCUCACAAAGACGCCGUGGCCCUUCGCCAGAUGCGAUACGAGGGGCUGACGAAAUGGCAGGUCCCUGGCAUGCUCUCCAUUCUCCCCCGCCUCCUCGAACUAUCCCUCAUCCUCUUCCACUUUGGUCUCCUCGACCUCCUUUGGUCCCUCAACACCACCGUGGCAGCAUGUGUCUCUGCAGUAUUUGGGAUGGUCGCGCUCGCCGUAACGGCGAGCACAGCUCUCCCUGCCCUACAAGACGCCUUGACAAGGAACGGACAUCUCCGCGUUCCUCAGUGCCCUUACAAAUCCCCGCAGUCGUGGCUCUUCUAUCGCGCUGGGCACUGA